Hippocampus comes (tiger tail seahorse) is the source of this 977-nucleotide messenger RNA. It is a transcript of the gene mb, whose product is annotated as myoglobin. Bases 325 to 768 code for a protein of 147 amino acids. Gene Ontology annotation, cellular component: extracellular exosome. The transcript has 3 exons. Gene Ontology annotation, biological process: oxygen transport. Lineage: Eukaryota; Metazoa; Chordata; Actinopteri; Syngnathiformes; Syngnathidae. The record is from RefSeq and is a predicted model, not a curated record. Gene Ontology annotation, molecular function: heme binding; oxygen binding.
GUGUUACCGGCUUCCUCAUUCGAAAGUUACAUUUUAUUGGAUGACAAUUUAUCUUUGGGGAUUAAAAAAUUAAAUAUGCACGUGUUUUAAGAAGGCGCCACACAAUGCAGCUGCAUUGAGGUCAAAGCUGAGGUAAUGUAUUCAUCGAGACUUUCAUGCAACGCCUAAUGGCUGCUGGCCAUUAAAUGUAAUACUGGAACAAAAGGAUAAUGGUCCUGCUUUUUUCUCCUCUUUUCCCUUUGAAUUUCUCUCCAAUUAGUUUUGUAUUCCCCAGUGUUCUCUAAUCUUUUCCACACACAGUUUCCUCAAACAUAUCCUUAAGUCAUGGCUGACUUUGACACAAUUCUGAAGUUUUGGGCGCCAGUUGAGGCAGACUUGAACACAUAUGGAGGUCUGGUUCUAACUCGCUUAUUCACUGAGCACCCUGAGACCCAGAAGCUGUUCCCCAAGUUUGCAGGAAUCGCCCAAGCCGACCUGGCCGGAAAUUCGGCCGUUUCUGCCCACGGUGUAACAGUGCUGAAGAAACUGGGGGAGCUGCUGAAAGCCAAAGGCAAUCACGCCGACAUCCUCAAACCUCUGUCCAAGACCCAUGCCACAAAACACAAGAUAGCCCUCAUCAAUUACAAGCUGAUCACAGAAGUCAUCGCAAAGGUCUUGGAGGAGAAGGCAGGAUUGGACAGUGCCGGGAAGCAGGCUUUGAAUAACGUGAUGGACGUCGUCAUUGCCGACAUCGAUGCAGACUACAAAGAGCUGGGCUUUGCCGGCUGAUGUUUAGUUUGCAGAAAGAAAUAUGGCUGUUUGAAAAUGUGUCAACCAUUAGGGGUGCUAUUUUUUUUAAUGAAGAUUAUAUGUAGCAAAAUAGAUGAACCACUACCAAAAUAGAGUUUGCAGUGCAUUGGAUAGACAUUGCACAAAAGUGUGACACACAGAAUGAAAUGUUUUAUGUUGUGCAUGUUUGUAAGUGUUCAGUAAUAAAA